CUUGUAACAUAUCGCGUGGAUGGAAGUUGAGGCAGCGGCUCUGGAGCUCCCCCAGUUGGGCACGAAGAGAAACAACAACGUGACAUUGAGUAGGGUAGCAGGCAGACUGCCAGUGCCUCAAUCAAUGCAGCUAACAUGGCUUGGGACCGGCGCCGGACUGCUUUGAUCAACAUUAAUUGUCUGGGAUGUCUUCUUUACAGUGAGCUUUAAUGUUGUUGUCGCAGAGAGGGCGUCAGGAGUUGCGCGCGGUUUAAUGGACUUUCUAUCCAGUGUUUUAACAGCCGCUGCAUUCACUGCACCAACAGACAAAAAUCGUGUUGCGGUCCACCUCAAGGAGGAAACUAUCACCUCUGCCUCGGCUGAAACUGCAUCAUCGCCCGGAACUGGCAAAGACAAUCCUCACAGUGCCGGCGCUCACCAAAAACAGGCAAACCAGCUAACAGCAGGCUGCUUUAGCUGGUUAACGUUAGCUAAGUUGGCUACGUCAUGAACUUUGUUGGCAAGCUAUCGUUAUCAACUCUAGAUAUCAGCCGUGUUUUAACCCGGUGCUUCUGGUCAAAGUACCAGUUUAGCUGUUGAAACGCUAUUCGCUUUCCGGUGAACUCGGAACAGGAGAUGUAGUGGCGGCAUAAUGCAUGUUGUAGUUGCAAAAGUUAGCUAACAUCUAGCUAGCAAGCCGUGCUAGUCUUUUAACGUGACUCACUGGCUGUAGAUGAGCGUAACGUAUCGCAACAUCGGGUGUUGCCUGGCUGUCGCCCCUUCACUUAAACGCUGGCGAUGACUCGCUUAUGAUUGAAGAAAAGACUUUGUAUUGUCUCUUGUCACGUCGGGGACAAAAACACGUCGAUCUUAUUUGAAAAGAAGACUUUGAUUUCUGUGGCAGCAGUAUGAUGGGAUCUCUGAAGGCUCUCCAGGAGUGGUGUCGGAUACAGUGUGAAAAUUACAACGAUGUGGAAAUUAAGGACAUGUCAACGUCCUUUCGGGACGGUUUGGCUUUUUGUGCCAUCAUACAUCGUUACAGACCAGAUUUGAUAGACUUUGACUCGCUGUCUAAAGAGAAUGUCUACGAGAACAACCGACUGGCUUUUGAAGUGGCCGAGACACAGUUGGGGAUUCCAGCCUUGUUGGACCCAGAGGACAUGGUGUCCAUGAAAGUGCCUGACCGGCUCAGCAUCAUCACCUAUGUCUCCCAGUAUUACAACUUCUUCAACAACAAGUCUCAAGCUAACCCCCCUUGCAUGAAGAGGCUGAGUUCUGUUGGUCAUAAUGAGCCGGCCCAGAAAAGGCCGCCAACCCCUUUGGAAGACAAAGUGGUUGAGUCUGAGCCGAGCAAGCCUGCGCAGACAGACGUAGCAGCGUUUGCAGCGGUCAAGCGCAACACGCUCAGCAGCACCUGCGCUGCCUGCCAGAAACACGUUCACCUGGUGCAGAGGUUUCUGGUGGACGGCAAGCUCUACCAUCGCAACUGCUUCAGGUGCACAGAGUGUCACAGCACUCUGCUUCCUGGAUCUUACAAAAUAGGGAGCGACUCUGGGGCAUUGGUCUGUACACAUCACCUUGCAAGGCACGCUUUAGCCAACCAGAACGGCCGACCAGAUCUUAGUAAGAGACCAAUGGCAGUACAGUCUGCCAGGAUUUGUCGCAGCACAACUCCUCACACCUCGCCCUCUGAGAGGGACCGGACAAAGACUCCAUCCUCAGCGAGCCGAACAAAUGAUACUGACACACCUGCCACUGACUCUGCCACUGUCACUCCUGUUACAACAAACAAAGCAGACUCUUUGGAAAAAGCAAAAGACAUGGAUGCUAGUGGAGCGACAGAGGAGAAACCACGUUCUUCUUCUCCUCCCAACCCUUUUGAUGAGAGUGAUGAAGAGGAGGAGGACGGAGAGAAGGAGGAAGACACUCAAACACCAGCCAAAUAUACAGCCAAUGGGGACCUCCCUUCUACACCUGUCAGCCAUCAUGAAGGUGUCAGUCGGCCGGUGCCGGUGCCAGCCCCCCGCAGGGUUUCUGAACCCACCCCUCCUCCUCGCCCUGCCCCUCGGAUUCGGCUACCCCGUACAACAGACAGCCUCACAGCUGGUGAACAUCAGAAGCCUCCAACUCCUCCCAAACCUCGAGAGAGAUCACAGUCUCCUGGAAGCCUGUCCAGUGGCACCCAUAAACCCAAAGACCCACCUUGGCUCGCCCUGGUCCAGUCAGAGCCCAAGAAGAAGAAAGCCCCUCCCCCUCCCCCUGCCGGAUUGGCAACACCUCCCAAUACAGGCUCUCUGUCCUCUCUCAAAGGAGAGGGCUCCAGACCCAGCCGCCCCCUCCUGCCUUCCAACCCGUUUGAGGACGACGAUGAUGAAAAUAAUGAGGCAGAGGAAGAGGAGGAGAGCGAAGGAGGCGCGAUUCCACCCACGGUGGCAGCUAGUCACCCGUGGUACAGCAUCACUCGGGCGCCUGAAUCAACAGGUACUGACACUCCCCCUAGUGGAGGCAGCUCGUCCCGCUCUGCCAGCCCCGGGAACACUCGGAGCAAGAAACGCCCAGCACCCCGGGUUCCACAGCCACCUACCAGUAACCAAGCUCUCAGCAUAGAGAGUCUGUCCUCUGGCUCGGACCACAGCUCCUCCCAGCCCCCGUUGGGUGGCAGUGCCAGCAGCGACCAGGAACACGCCUUCACCAAAAGUCAUUCAGAGCCUUCCAUCUGUUCACCAUGCGACUCCACAGCCUCCCCUUCCUCCUCCUCCUCGACCGAGCGUCUGCCUCAUCCCUCCCCCAGCCCCUACCCCUCUCCCAUGCCAUCGAACGCCAGCUCAGCUCCAGCCACUCCACAGACCAGUCGCAGUUCAGGGACCAAAGGAGCUCCUCCACCACGACCCCCGACAACCCCCAGCCCACUGGCCUCAGGGGCCACCCAAUCGCACAACAAGCGGAUAUGUAAGGAGAACCCAUUCAACAGGAAAGCUUCUCCCUCCCCUGCUAAAUCCAAAACUAGACCACCAAGGGGCUCUCGUCCUGCCAGACCCCCAGCCCCUGGUCAUGGCUUCCCACUAAUCAAACGCAAGGUGCAGUCAGAUCAGUUUAUCCCAGUGGAGGACAUCCACGGGGAGAUGAGUCAGCUGGAGAAACAGUUGGAUGAGCUGGAGCAAAGGGGAGUGGAGCUGGAGAAGAAGCUGAGAGACAACCCUAACGAUGAGGAUGAAGAGCACCUCUUGGUGGACUGGUUCACUCUGAUCCACGAGAAACACCUUUUAGUCCGACGAGAGGCUGAGCUGGUCUACACGGCGAAGCAGCAGAACCUGGAAGAGAGGCAAGCCGAUGUGGAGUAUGAGCUGAGGUGUCUUCUCAACAAACCAGAGAAAGACUGGACGGAGGAUGACAAGAGCCGGGAGCAGGAGCUAAUGGCCGAGCUGGUUACCAUCAUUGAACAGCGCAACCAGAUCGUCAACAGCAUGGAUCAGGACAGGCAGAGGGAAGAAGAGGAGGAUAAACUUAUGGAAGCCAUGCUGAAGAAGAAAGACUUCCAUAAGGAUCCAAGCAGCGACCAGCAGAAGAAGAAAGGAGCAAAGUUCAAACCCAUUAAGGUGCUGAAGCGGCUGAGCCAUAAAGCAGAACCAGGCAAUAGUCACAGCCCUCGCAAAGAGAAAAGCUGAACAGAGGACACACUCUCCUACAGAGGAUACAAGACUGCUUUAACAUGACUAAGCAAAAUAAAAAAGUAUGUGAGAACAGAAAUACAUCAGGUCAACAAGGAUGAGAUGAUGUCUCCUCUAACUGUGUUAUUAAUGACUCAAGUGCAACCCUGGACCCAGUCCCUGCUCAUGUCAUUACGCUUCUCCAAAAAAUCUCCCCAGUGACUAUUUUCCAUUGCCACUGUGUGUUAAAAUAGACAGUAUAACAACUCAAGUGCUUUAAGGGCUGACAUGUUUGUAAGCUCUCCGACCUUUCAAGCUAGUGAGAUGUAGAUUAGGUUCCUAAAUUACUGCACUGAUUCGUUGGAUGCUCUCGCUUCACUUUCCCUGCACAGUGACUCUGCCUCUAGGCUUUUUGUCAAGGUUCAACAGUGGUGUGAUUCGUGAGUUGGAUGCAAUUUUAUCUUUCAUAUCCAUUCGUUUUUAAUAUGUUUUUAUUCUUAUCCUGUUUAUGCACCUUGAAUACCUGUCUCCUCUGCUCCUUAUGUUCAAAGGUCAGUAGAUGGAUAUCUGAGAAGGUUUUAUGUCAUGUCUGGUUUGAGCCUGUGGUACUAGUUUUUUUUUUUUCUUUUUUUCUGUUAGAUGAACCCUGUUUUAUACUUAGCAACAUCUCCCCUUAAAAUGCUCAGUCAACAAUGGAUACCUAAGCUCUUCUAGCUGCUAUAUUACGGCUGAUUGUUUUUUUCCUUGUUUUUAGUUUAUUCAGUGACAGUUUUCCAAUGGUGUCAUCUGUGUAAAUGAAUAUCAUCAAACACAUGGAUGAACAUAAACACACAUUUUAUGAGUGUACAUGAUUGGAAACAAAAGCAGGACUCAAAAUCAGAUCGGUUUUUAAAAAAUUCUGGAGGACAGCUUGGUAGAAAGUAUUAAACUGCAGAUGUCUGUUAGAAAGUUUUAUUAAUAUGAAAGGUCACACAUGCAAUAAUGAAUAUUAGAAAAGGCAGAUAUUCAGUAUUUUAGCAACUGUAACAGUUUUAACCAUUGGAGGAAAACCUGAAUAUGCAAUCAUUAAUUUAUAUUUUACUAUGCCUUUCUGUAUGUUUCAGUGUUCUGCCUUAAGAGUGGAUUGCAAAAACGUGUUUAUGUUGAGAUUGUUUGUUUGAGUGCCAUUUAUUUAAUUGCUUAUGUGGAUUGGCAUCAUUUGUUAGAGCUAAUGUAAAUGCCCAUAUUGUUUACUCAUUCUGUUUUGUCAGUUUGAUUGUCUGUUUGUCCUCCAUUUUAAAUGGUUAUCUCUAUUGUGUCUGUUUCUGCUCUGUGCCUGUCUUCCUGUCCAGCUGAAACCAAGGGCUUCUGUAGCGCUAUACAUUGUCCUAAAAACAGCAGCAGGAUUAUAUCGCAUACUGACACUGGAAGGCAGAGGAAUAAAAUAAGUUAAUGCAA
Lates calcarifer (barramundi perch) is the source of this 5063-nucleotide messenger RNA. It is a transcript of the gene micall1a, whose product is annotated as MICAL-like 1a. Lineage: Eukaryota; Metazoa; Chordata; Actinopteri; Centropomidae. Gene Ontology annotation, molecular function: protein binding. The record is from RefSeq and is a predicted model, not a curated record.